This is a messenger RNA of Portunus trituberculatus (swimming crab), 1777 nucleotides long. RefSeq lists its product as uncharacterized. Gene Ontology annotation, cellular component: neuron projection membrane. The transcript is spliced from 11 exons. Bases 218 to 1777 code for a protein of 519 amino acids. The record is from RefSeq and is a predicted model, not a curated record. NCBI's taxonomy places the organism in Eukaryota, Metazoa, Arthropoda, Malacostraca, Decapoda, Portunidae. Gene Ontology annotation, biological process: synapse organization.
AAGAGAAGAAAAGAAUACUGAUAAACUGACGAAUAAAUAAAAAAGAAGAAAAAAAGGAAAAAAAAAGAAAAUCUGAACAAAAACGAUAAAAUUCAAAAUAUUGACAACAGAGAGAGAAUAUGUGACGAAGGUGGACUGGAGGAAAAUUUAGUGAAAAGUGAAGGAAAAAAAGAGACAACAAAGGGAAAAUAAGGAAGAGGCGAUAAAGAAAGAGAACAUGAUAGAGUUUUCUUUAACACGAAUAUUUAUGAUGCUGUGUUGUAUGGGUCUGGGUGCUGGCUGGAGCGACUCAGGAGGAGGAGGAGGAGAAGGAGGAGGAGGAGAAGGAGGGCCAGUCUUCGGUAACACUCCCAGCAUUGUUCGAGUGAAAGUUGGACAAACAGCCAAACUACCUUGUGUUGUGUACCAUCUCAACGCCAGAGAGGUCACGUGGCUGAGGAGUCGUGACCUUCAUAUUCUCACCACGGGUCACCACACCUAUUCAGCGGACGAUCGGUUCCAGAUCGCUCACAGUCCCGGCGCUAAUGAGUGGACGUUGGUGGUCAGGUUUGCACAGACGCGUGACUCAGGUGUGUACGAGUGCCAGGUGAACGCUGACCCCAAGAUCUCCAGGGCUGUGACUCUCAAUGUGUUAGAAGAGAAAACAGUCACAGAAGCUAAGCCAGCCAUGAAGGUGACCAAGAGCAAAACAUUCGUGGCCAACAACACAGCGUCAACCAGAGACGGGCACCUCCGCGUGAGGAUCGAGGGCCCCCCGGAGCUGUACAUCGAGGAGGGGUCCACGCUGGCCCUCACCUGCGUGGUCGUGUCCACCUACGGCCCCUCCACACUGGUGUACUGGUACCACGACACCGCCAUGAUGGACUACAACUCUCACAGGGGCGGCAUCAAACUCAAGAUCGACCACCAACGAGGGGAAACAGCUGCCCGCCUCCUCGUGUCCGGCGUGGCAGCGAAGGAUUCUGGGAUGUACUCUUGUGUCCCCGCAGGAUCUCACCCGGCCUCUGUUAGGGUCCAUGUACAUCAGGGCAAGCAGGAGGCAGCGAUCCAGCAAAGCGGUCUAAACAUCAGCAGCUCCAGUCCCUGCCUCACCCCUACCUCCCUGCCGCCCUGCCUCGCCAUCUCCUUCCUCCUCAGUGCUUCCCUCCCUCACAUUCUUCCCCUCCCGUCCUCCUCCUCCUCCUCUUCCUCCUCCUCCUCCUCCUCCUUGGGAUUAGCAGGAGUGACCGCAACGACUUUACUCUUCCUUCUUCCUUCUUCCUUUCUCCUUUUCCUCCUCCUUCUUUCCUCUCUCCUCGUAGUGAUUAAGUCUAUUAGUGUAUUCUUCUCUUCUUCCUCCUCUUCUUCCUGCUCUUUUCUUGAUCUCUGGCCAUGGAGGGAAGCAAAGCAGGGCGUGGUGGUGUCCACGCGGCUGGUCGCUGCGUGCCCGGCGGUGCAUACUUCAUGUCAGCGGGAAAGGAGGCUCUGUUGGUUCUAUCCAGCGGACCAGCAUGUUCCGGAAAAUAAACGGAAAUACGAAAGUGCAGAUGUCCAUGUACGUUUGAGAAAGAAGUCUUGGAGCGUGCAAGGCAACACUGGCCGUGUAUGUGAGUCAGCCUGUGUCCAAGCCAUCUGCGGCGAGUCCCCCCUCACUGGUCACUGCACUUGUCAGUUAGGCCAGCGGUGCCUGAAGUGUCUGCCUCAGGUUCUCAGGCCGAGGAGACUUUUCCCUCCCUUCAGCUCUGAACAGCGUGUGGGGGCGAGGGCCGUGGUGGUUGAGGCGCUCGGUGAUGUGUGA